AUGAGAGUACAAGUGAAUUUAACUUUUCUUUCUAAUUUACUCUCAGCUAAAUGCAAAAUAUUAUAUUUUUUAGUUUCAGAUAAUAUUGUUCUGCCAAAAGGAACCACGUGUUACUUAUGUCCAUUAGCCACUCAUCGUGAUUCGGUUUCGUAUCCAUAUCCUAAUAGUUUUGAUCCGGAAAAUUUCAGUGCUGAAAAUAUUGCAAAACGCCAUAAAUAUAGUUUUAUAGGUUUUAGCGGUGGCCCAAGAGGUUGUAUAGGAUCUAAGUAUGCUAUGCUGUCAAUGAAAGUUCUGGUAUCUACAUUCUUGCGAAACUUCAGUGUCCACACGGAUUAUACAUUUAACGACAUCAAAUUAAAAUUAGAUUUGUUAUUGAGAAGUGUUAAUGGUUAUCCUGUAACUAUUCGAACAAGAAAUAGGAGACCAAUAAAUAAAUAAAAUUAGAAUAUGUUUAAAUGACUAAUUAUAAUACAAUUUAUUACUAUAUUAAUGUAAUUCUAUUUUUUAAACGAUACAUUUUUAGAAACUUUUUCUUCUGAACAUAUUAUGUAUUUAUAAAGUUCUUUUUUAAUUUUUGACUUUAAGACAUGUGAUAUACGACAGAUGCGAUUUUAAUUCCAUAUUAUAUUAAAUUUACUAUGUUUUUCGUAAUUUCAUAACAUAAAUUUAUUUGCCUAACCUUACUCUCUCACAUUAAAAAUACUACAAUUUUGCAAUCAAUUAGCACAACUGUUAUUGUAAUGUACUGAAUAAAUACGAAUUAUGUAUUACGGUUUA
This is a messenger RNA of Rhopalosiphum padi (bird cherry-oat aphid), 777 nucleotides long. Its product is annotated as cytochrome P450 4g1-like. Bases 1 to 438 code for a protein of 145 amino acids. Lineage: Eukaryota; Metazoa; Arthropoda; Insecta; Hemiptera; Aphididae. The transcript is spliced from 3 exons. Gene Ontology annotation, molecular function: heme binding; oxidoreductase activity, acting on paired donors, with incorporation or reduction of molecular oxygen; iron ion binding. The record is from RefSeq and is a predicted model, not a curated record.